AGAAAAUAUUAAAGCGAAUAUAACGUGAAUUGUGUUUUUUCAACUAAAAAUCAGCGAUUUCACAAUUUAACUGAAAUGAAGUACUUUUUGGUGUUGCUAUUUUUGUGUGUUGAAUUAAAAGCUGCACUUUCCGAUAACGAUUUGGAUCGGCAGCUCUUGAGUGCCGUUAGAAGAGGUAAUUUGGGUAAAAUCAAAUAUCUACUUGCACAUGGAGCUAAUGUGAACGUCGAAGAUGGAGACAAGCGUACACCUCUACACAGGGCUGUUAUGGCGGAUCACACAACUGUAAUCAAAACUCUCAUCGAUGCGGGAGCAGAUGUAAAUGCCACAUCUACAGAUAAAAAUACACCGCUUCAUUAUACCGCUGAAUGGGGUAACACAGAAGCGAUCAAGUACCUAAUCGACCACCGAGCCAACGUACAUGUGCAAGACAAUCACAAACGUACACCUCUUCAUCGUUCUGCACAAAAUGGCCAAACAGAGGCAGUCAAAACUUUAAUCGAUCAUGGAGCCAAUAUAAAUGCCGAAGACAAUGAGCAGAAGAGUCCGCUUCAUUACGCUGCCGACAAAGGUCACAUGGAAACAAUCAAAAUUCUAAUUGAACUAGGAGCCGAUGUGGAUUUGGGAGAUAAGAAGCGAAACACACCGCUCCAUUGGGCUGCUGAGUAUGGCUAUACAGAUGUAGUCAAAUAUCUGGUCGAACAUGGAGCCAAUGUAAACGGUGACGAUAGCAAGCAAUUAACACUCGUUCACUCCUCCGCUGCUAAUAAUGCAUUUGUCAAAUAUCUAGUUGCUCAUGGAGCUAAUGUGACAUCGGAAGCUGAAUCCAAAUAUACACCGCUUCAUCGGGCUGCUCUGAAUGGCCAUACAGAUAUAGUGAAAUAUCUAGUUGAUCAUGAGGCCGAUGUAAAUGUGAAAGAUAUCAAUAAAGCAACACCACUUCACAUGGCUGCUGAGAGUGGCUAUACAGAUGUAGUCAAAUAUCUAGUUGAUCAUGGAGCUAAUGUAAACGUGGAUAAUUACAAGCAAAUAACACCACUUCACGGGGCUGCUGAGAAUGGCCAUAUAGAUGUAGUCAAAUAUCUAGUUGAUCAUGGAGCCAAUGUAAACGUCAAUGAUAACAAGCAAACAACACCUCUUCACUUCGCUGCUCAGAAUGGCAAUAUAGAUUUAGUCAAAUAUCUAGUUGCUCAUGAGGCGGAUGUAAAUGCGGAUAAUAUCCCCUAUAAAGCAACACCACUUUUCGUGGCUGCUGUGCUUGGUCAUACAGAUGUAGUCAAAUAUCUAGUUGAACAUGGAGCCAAUGUGAACUCGGAAGAUGCAUCAAAAAGUUCACCACUUCACUGGGCUGCUAGCAAUGGCCAAACAGAUGUAGUCAAAUAUCUAGUUGAAUAUGGAGCUGAUGUGAAUUCAGAUUCUGCUCAUAAUGGUACACCGCUUCUUUCAGCUGCUAAGAAUGGCCAUUUGGAUGUAGUCAAAUAUCUAGUUGAACAUAGGGCCGAUGUAAACGUCGAUAAUUACAAACAAAUAACACCACUUCUCGAAGCUGCUGCGGGUGGUCACACAGAAAUAGUCCAAUAUUUAGUAGAACAUGAGGCCAAUGUAAAUUCUGAAGAUCACGAGCUGAGAAGUCCGCUUUACUGGGCUGCUAAAAAUGGUCACAGUGAGACAGUCGAAUACCUAGUCGAACAUGGAGCCAAUGUAAAUGUCAUACUCGGUAGCGGAGGAACGCUUCUCCACUAUGCUGCUAAAGAUGGUAACUUAAAAGCAACCAAAAUGCUAAUCGAUCAUAGAGCCAACGUGAAUGUCAAAAAUAAUCAAUCAACGCCCCUUCACUACGCUAUUCAAAAUGGCAAUAUUGAAGUGAUUAAGUAUUUAAUCGAGCAUAGAGCCAACGUGAAUGCCAAAAACAACGACAACGCGACACCUCUACAAUACGCUGUUCAAAAUGGCAAUAUUGAAGCGAUAAAGUAUUUAAUCGAGCAUAGAGCCAACGUGAAUGCCAAAAACAACGACAACGCAACACCUCUUCAUUACGCUGUUCAAAGUGGUAACUUGGAAACAAUCAAAACUCUCAUUGAACAUGGAGCUGAUGUGAAUGUCGAAAAUAUUGGUAUCGGAACUAUCAAGUUUUUGAGACUUUUUCUAAUCACACGUGGAAAGAAUGAAAAUAUCAAUAUCGAGAUAGGAACACCAAUUCACUGGGCUGCUCAGAAUGGUCAAACAGAAGCAAUUAAAUAUCUAGUCGAACAUGGAGCCAUUGUAGAGUCCAACGGUGACAAAGGAAGAUCACCUCUUCACUGGGCUUCUGAAAAUGGUCAAACUGAAGCAAUUAAAUGUCUAAUUGAACAUAGUGCAAAUGUUAGCGCCAUUGACUUUUGGGGAUAUACUUCCCUUCACCUAGCUGCGUUUAAUGGUAGUAUAGAAGCAGUCAAAUAUCUAGUCGAACAUGGAGCCAAUGUCAAUGCUAAAAAUAGAUACAAAGGUACACCACUUCAUGCGGCUGCUAAAAAAUGCAAUGUAAAAGCAGUCCAAUAUCUAAUAGAACAUAGAGCAAAUGUGAAUGCCAAAGACACAGCUGAGAAAAAACCAAUUCAUUAUGCUUCACAGUGUGAUCAUAGACAUGUAGCCAAGUUACUGAGGAAAGCUCCCAACUUUGUUUCCGAAUCGCAAACAGCUUGCACAGAAUAUUCAAGCAAUAAUGUAAAUAUACGAAUUACACAUGGUGAGGCUGUGAAUGUCAUACAAUUUCCUUGGAUGGUUGCAUUAUUGUAUCCAAGUACAAGCCGCAGGGAAAACGAGAUUCGAUGUGGGGGCACAAUAAUAUCAGAUCGUUAUAUUAUGACUGCGGCUCAUUGUGUACAUGUAGACAAAGAACCGUCUCAAGUUCGAGUUGGAAAACUAACUGGUAAUUAUGAUGAUGGAAUUGAAGGCGAAAUCUAUCUAAUACAAAAUAUUACAAAGCAUCCAGAAUAUAAUUCACUGACGAUGAAAAAUGACAUUGCAUUGAUUCGAACUGAAAUGAAAAUUCAAUUCAAUGAUAAUGUUACAGCAGCGUGCUUGCACACAAUAGAGGAGGAUGUUAAUUUUGAACUGAUCGUAAUCGGGUGGGGUGCCACUUUCAAUGAGGGUAGUAUAAACUUGUCAUUAUUUAUGAGUGAACAUGAAACAAUUUUUGUCCAAUUGUUUAAUGCAAAUUUAUUUAAUUCUCGCUUCAAAGGACCCAAUUCAAACAAGUUACUCAUGACGAACUUAACAUCAGUGCCAUUGCUCGAAUGUAAUGCAACUAUUUUGGAAUGGAAUAAAGAAUCAAAGUUAAGCGAGUUUCAAAAUGGUAUCAGCGAAGGACAAUAUUGUGCAAAUGAUCCAGAAGGACGAAGAGAUUCCUGCCAAGGAGAUAGUGGCGGGCCUCUUCAAUAUUUCCCGAACAGUAAUUCAAGCAGAUCGACCAUAGUUGGCAUUGUUUCAUUUGGUGUAAAUUGUGCCACCACACUACCAAGUGUCUAUACUCGUGUUGCUUAUUACAUUGAUUGGAUUGAAUCCAUCGUUUGGCCACCCGCAUAAAAUAUUUAAAUAUUAUAAACUGCCGUAAUAUAGCUUGAAACUAUGAUGCAGUCCAAAUAUAUACUUUUUUAUUUUAUUUUUUGAAAAAAAAGAACAAGAAAUCAUCACAUAAAAUACGCAAAACUGAAAGUAUGACUCAAAUUUCUAUCAAGAACUUGUUUAUAGAUAAACUGAUUAAAAGACUAUUUAAAGUAUCAAA
Messenger RNA from Contarinia nasturtii (swede midge), 3763 nucleotides. RefSeq names its product ankyrin-1-like. Gene Ontology annotation, biological process: proteolysis. Gene Ontology annotation, molecular function: serine-type endopeptidase activity; protein binding. The coding region runs from base 76 to 3564 and encodes 1162 amino acids. The record is from RefSeq and is a predicted model, not a curated record. The transcript is spliced from 31 exons. Lineage: Eukaryota; Metazoa; Arthropoda; Insecta; Diptera; Cecidomyiidae.